AUGAUUUCCGAGGUGCCGGUCGAGGGUGGAAGCGCGGUGGCGCAACCGGUCAAGCUGAAUGGCCAGGUGAACCUGACGCUUCCUGAUUGGGUACACGAGGCGGUCGAUGCCGGUGCCACCUACCCCGAUGACGAGAGCAAAAUGGCUUUGGCCAUUGACCUCUCCCGUCGCAACGUCCUGCACAAGACGGGUGGCCCCUUUGGUGCCGUGGUGUUUGGUCCAGACCAUCGCAUCAUCGCCGUGGGCGUCAACCGGGUUGUCCCGCAGGUCUCCUCCCUGGCCCACGCUGAAAACAUGGCGUACAUGCUCGCCCAGCAGCAUCUCCAAACGUACCGCCUCAACGAGAAGAACGCCCCCGUCACCCUGGUCUCCUCUGCCCAGCCCUGCUGCCAGUGCUACGGUGCCACUAUUUGGGCCGGCAUUGAUCGUUUGGUCAUUGGGGCGCGCGCCAGCGACGUCAUGGAACUCACCACCUUUGACGAGGGACCCCUCCCCGCCGAUUGGGUGGGAGAGCUUGAAAAGCGCAACAUCUCCGUCACCCGCGACCUUUUGCGUGAGCAAGCCUGCGACGUUCUUCGCAGCUAUGGUGAGGGCGGUGGUGACCACUACUAA
Molecule: messenger RNA, 612 nt
Organism: Monosiga brevicollis MX1
Lineage: Eukaryota; Choanoflagellata; Craspedida; Salpingoecidae
Exons: 1
Coding region: 1-612 (203 amino acids)
Biological process (GO): tRNA wobble adenosine to inosine editing
Molecular function (GO): tRNA-specific adenosine deaminase activity
Source: RefSeq, a predicted model, not a curated record